Molecule: messenger RNA, 286 nt
Organism: Trametes versicolor FP-101664 SS1
Lineage: Eukaryota; Fungi; Basidiomycota; Agaricomycetes; Polyporales; Polyporaceae
Exons: 3
Coding region: 57-251 (64 amino acids)
Source: RefSeq, a predicted model, not a curated record
UUAUUGUGGCUACGGUGCACUACUAAAGCACAUUGCUUGCGAUUGAGCCAUCCGAUAUGACUUAUCCGAACGAAGUCGUAAGUAUUGUGCCCCUCAUGAAGUUUGCGGCAUCGCAUGCCUCGCGGCGCAUUUAUAACAGGCACUGCAUGAGCGGCUCGGAGUUCUGCGCUACGUUCUCAAAUUGCGAUGUACGAGAGGGUGUGGAUGGUAGCGUAAGUACUUACCUGACAAAUGCCUUGCAAGAAGCCUAAAAUACCUCGUCGCAUCGUGAAGAGCGACAUGCUCU